AUGGAGACACAGACUUGGAAUCGGCUUCAGGGCCUCUACUCCUUUGCGAAUACCUCACCCACAGCGCUCGACGGUGAAACCUCGUGUUUUGAACUUGAGAUCGUGGGGCAACCGGUUCAGUGCGAGUCGUCCGUCCUGGUUCGAGUGCAUAUUCUGCAACAUUUGCAAACCACUUUGAGGGAUGGAAGCGUGGUCCCCAUUGCUCUGGAACAUCCGAAUCGAAAGGCGGUAUUGCGUAUGACUUCGGCACAGUGGGCUUCUAUGGGGGUCUUCUGUAGGUACAUACGUGCUUUGUGGACACAGGUCAGGGUCAACGAUACUGUUGUCGUCCUAGACAGUGUUCGGAGCCCCGCUUUCCUGGCGGGGGAUGUUCGGUACCGAAAUGACGACGUCAUUCAUGCCGCGGAAAUCUUCUGCGGGGGCUUCGCAGGCUGGACGCAAGCCGCUUGGGUCUUGAAGGAUGCAGGGUGCCCACUCCAGAUGGAUUGGCUACUGGACAUACAAGAGGACCUAAGAGAGUCGCUGGAGGUUUUGCUUCCUGAUUUGUUGGUUGCCAACACUCCUUUGGAAUUGGAGGAGCACAUGCAAACAGACAACCCCGUCUUUGUUGCAGCGAACUUUGAGCAUACUUGGUGGAAUACUGCUUGGGCUCUUAAACCAGUUGAUAUGGUAGUUUGCUCCCCUCCCUGCCAACCGUGGAGCUCGGCAGGGCAACAGGCAGGAUUGAACUGCCCAGAUGGGCGUUUGCUGAUACAGCUGGCAAACCUUAUGUGCGUAGUUCGGGUUCCGGUUGUGUGUUUGGAAGAGGUUGCAGGGUUCUGUGAGCAUAGUGAUUUUGCAGAGGUCAUGCAGGCCUGGAGGGCGGCAGGUUAUGAAUGUGUCUUCAAGGAAAGCCUUCAGUUGGCGGACGUUCUGCCUACUUGGCGCAGACGAAGCAUGUUGAUCAUGGUCCAUGCGGACCUUGGCCCUGAGGCCCAAAAGCCGCUGCAGGUAAUCACGUGGACUAAGGUGUCGCGCCCAUCGUUGCACGGCAUGCGUGCCUACUUUCCUGUGUUGCCAGAGAAGCUGCUGCAGCCUUGCCGCAUGUCAGAGGAAAUGCUAAGCAAAUACCUUGACCCGUGGUACCUGCCACCCAGCAUGCAGCCCUCGCCUGAGAAUAUGAAGCGCUUUAGGCUGUGUAGUCCUGCCCAGCAAUGCAAGACCUUCAUGGCGGCAUAUCACUAUCAACACGAAUUGCCAGAGGGCCUGCUAUCCAGGAAGGGUUUGCUCUGUAGUUUGCUUCAGGUUGGGGGGACAGUGAGGUUCUUUGCAAGCCCCGAAAUUGCGUCCUGCCACGGCGCACAGCGUAAGCUUUUUCUUGAAAAAGAUGACAGGCAAUGUAUGCAAAAGCUUGGUAACUCCCUUGCAGUGCCCCAGGCUGCCGUUACAUUGGCCCAUGCAACAAGCCUCUUGAUUCCAAUGCACCGCGUUGACCCUGCACUGGCAGCUUCUCUCAGCGUGAAUGGCCGGAUGACCUGUGCCAAUUGUGCUUUGUUCAGGGUUAAGACGGGGUGGCUGAUGGUUCGCCUUGAUGAAGUUGGGGCUAUGUUGGCACGAAAGCACCUACGCCAAGAAAUUGAACUGCACCUGCAUAGUCGCGGCCAGGUCUUUCAUCAGGUCACGGUUCAAGCUGUGCCUAGUGAAGCGCAGGAGUCAGCUUGCCUCCAGGUUCGGUUCUCAUCACACGUGUCGGUUGCACAGGUUCUUGAGGUUCUUGGUACGCAGGCCGUUGUACCGCCGACUGUGAGUGAGGAUGCCUCCCCUUUGAAUGCGGAUGUGGUCACUGUGGAUCAACCGCCUUACUUGCGGCUUGCUGCUGACAUAGUUGGGGACCGUCCCCUGCGUGAGCCGCUCUGUCUGUGCACGCCAGCCGGCCUCUAUGUGGUGCUGCCGGGUACACCGGAUUUUUACCAUCAGCUGAAGUAUGUCUUUGAUGGCUGUCGCCAUCCUGCGGCCCAGUCAGUGAUGUGUCUGACUUGCUUCGGCACGCCGGUGCCUGAUGUCAUGCUUUUUCCCCGGCUUGUCUGUAUUGCCACGGAGGCCCAGGACAUCUAUUUUGCGGGCCCCAUGCUUGGAAUGGGCCAGAUCCGAGACUGUCACCUGCAGAGCAAUGUCGAGGGCUUUCUUCUGCAUGUACCGGCUGAGCAUGCUGUUGCUUGGUUCCUGCAGGCGCCGUGCCACCUUCUUGAGUGCCUGGGCUGGACCAUGCUCACGACUGGUGAUGGUGUCCCAGCAGAUGCUCCGCUCCAAUUCAGCAUUCGGCCCAAUGUUGACUGUCCAGGAGUGCCUGCCAGCGAGGUGCCCGACUAUCUCAGGGAUCUGUUGUUCCUUUCCCAGGUGCGAGCCCAUGCCGCUGCGGCAGAGGCUACUUUGAUUGGCCCUUUCAUGCUUCAAGUUGGCACCCGCACGCUGGGCCAGCUAUCCCUAGCGCCCCGAAUCAACGCGGACAAACUGGAACAUUUCUGGAGGGUUGCUAGUAAUGCGACUGGGUGCUGGCCGGGAGCACAAAUAUUUUCUGGUCCUCGACGGUUGCAUUUUACAACGGUUUUUGAGCAGCUUGGGGAUGCAGCCUUUCAUCGCAACCGUGCCACAGGCUUGCCGGUCUUGACAGUGGUUCCUGAGGUUAGAGGCGGUGGAGUUAAGGAUGAAAACGUUCAGCUCGCCAAAUCCCGGAUUGCCUCUCUUUUCUUGGAUCGGGGGGUGCCUCUUUUGGCGGCCUCCACUGCCACGGAUGCCUUGGUCCCGGCUUUGGGUGCCACUGCGUGUCUGCAGGCAAUGUCUUUGCCUAGUACCCAGGAGCGGUGGCAACAAUUGUCCAAAUCGGCCCAUGCCGUUGGCAAGGACUUGCCUCAAGGAGACAACCGUACGGAGCGUGCGGCCAAUCGCAUCCAGGCGGCUGUUCGCCGGCGGCGCUUAGCGCGCACACAGCACAUUCAGGCCUCGGAGUUUUUGCUUGAGGAAGGGACUUGGUGCGGAAUGGAUGAGUCGCCGGUCCCCAUCUUGACGCAGCUGCAGGCUGGCUGCACUGGGGCCAUCUUGAUUGAUCCCUCAGAGGCCAACGGCCAUGAUCUGGACUUGCUUCGCAACAUGGGCUCAGAAGCGCUCUGUGUGGUUGUACCCGGCCAUUGCUGUCCGGAUGAAGCCACUUGUGCUGGAAAGGUCAGUGUGCCAGUCAGGCACGUGGCCACAGGACAUUGUCAUCUCCUUGCAGCAUGUUACCACAAUGUAGGGGAGACUGAGGUGCACCCCCGCAUACCGCAUGGAACUCAGGUUGCCGUGGAUGGUACUGUCUGCUGUUCUUUCGCCAUGCAUUCUGAUGAUUGCCCUCAGGGCCUCCAGUGGAGUGAUGCGGUGCAAGCUCCGGUGCGCACAGUGGUGCAGCAGUUCCGUGCUAAGGGCCUUCAGCAGGCGCUGUCCCACCCGCGGGGACGUGGUUACCGUGCCAAGGGCCGCCCAAGCAUGCCCAGCCAUGCGGACACUUUCCAGUUCUUUGCGAAGGUUGUGCAAGCGGAUUUGAAAGCGGUCCUCCAGCACAGUGGGUACAAUCACGUGUUUGUCGUUCCCCGCACCUGGGACCGCAAGGUGUUGCCUGGAUGGUCGGUGGUGUGGUUACCUGGCACCAGGCAUGAAUUAGAAAAGCAGGCGGUGGUGGUCCCAGAACAGCAUGGCCUUGUCCGGGGCCGCAGCAAGCUUGGCCUCCGGGUCCCUGCUUCUGACUUCACCAAGGUCUUUGGGCAGUUGCGCCCCGGCGCUCCGACGCCGCUUGCAGUAGAUGUCCGGCUCUUGUUUAAAGGAGGCCCAUUCCCGCAUGCUGCCAGUGCAGACGAAAUCAGCCAAUGGGCAGGGAAGCUGGGUUGGCAAGUGAAGGUUGUAAAGGCCUUGGGCCCACAGUUCUGGUUGCUUGGAUCCGCGAGUGAGCCUCCUGCUUCCACUGCACAUUUCAAUGAUGUGCCGGUGCUCCUCUCUCCUGUGAAAAGCAGGGAUGCCAAACUGCCGAUCGUGCAAGCGGGAGGGCCCCUUCCUUCCAUGCCACGCCGCCCUGUUGCGCGUGACCAUGGUGAAGAAGAUCCGUGGCUGCACAGUGACCCUUGGAGCGCUUACAAGUCCAAGCAGGGCCCGGCUGUGGGUCUAUCGGUGACUCCCUUUACGCCUGCAAAGACUGCUGACCAGCAGCUCACUGCUAAGGUGCAUGAUCAGGAGUCUAAGCUGGCACGGCUUGAGCAGGACCUUCAGGCUCUUCGUGCUGAUCAGGCUGCGGCCUUGCAGAGCCAAGCGUCCGACAAGGCACAAUUGCGCCAUGAGCUCCAGACGGUUCGUGUCGAGGUCCAGGGACUGGGCCAAGGAUUGCAACAGCAAAUGCAGGCCAAUCUUGACAGUCUUCGUGCUGCUAGCGCGCAGCAAGAGCAGCAAGUUGCUGCUGGCAUGGCUGAGCUGAAGGCGCUGCUUCUUGCAAGUACUGAGAACAAAAAGGCACGGACCAGUGCCGACCAUGAUCUGGCUGUCUGGCUAUCCGAUGGCUCGUGCCUCUUGUUCCACACCUUCCUCCUCCAAUCUGGCGCCCCCGGCUUAACUGUGGAGAGCGCAUUGGGGAAGCUUCCCAUCCUGGUCCUGGAUGCUUGCGUGAUCUCCGUGGUCAAUCCGACCAGUGUCUUGCAUAAGGCAAAUCUGUUUUGUGAGAUUCAGGCCGACGUGCUGGCCUUGUCUGAGACUUCGGCUGUCCAGCAGGUGCAAACCAUCACCGGCCGCGCCAUGCAACAACAUGGCUACCGUGUGCACUGGGGCCAUCCAGUGGCUUCACAUUGUAAGGGGAGUGCUGCUGCGCCUAAUUUGCGUGGCCUAGCUGCUGGGGUGGCGCUCGCUGCUCGGCUCCCUUCCAGGUGUUCCCGGCCAGGCCUCCCGGCUGACAUUGCGGCGACAUGUCGCAUCGCUGAAGCUUUUGUACGCCUCGGGCCCCUGGAGGUCCGUUUCAUCAUUGUGUAUGGCCAUCAGGCUGCCAUGUUGGAUGCGAAGGAUCACAAUGAAAGCUUGUUACGGGCGGCCUUGGACCGUGCCACACAGAAUGCGAUGCCGUGCAUAAUUGCGGGAGAUUUUAAUUUGUGCCCGCUGGAUCUGCCCUCCGGUCAGUGCUUCGCUCGACUAGGGUAUCAGGAGAUUUUUCAAUUUCACCUCAAGCGCACGGGCGUGGCCCUUCCUCCGACCUGCAAGAACAGCACGAGACAUGACACAGCCCUGCUGCAUCCUUCAUUGGUGCCAUUGUGGGAGGGGGCCUGGGUGCUCUCAGGACGCCAUCUUUUCGACGCGCAUGAUCCAUUGUGUUUCCGACUUCGGCUGCCCCAUUGCAAACCCUGUAGGCAUGUCUGGAGGCUGCCGCGCUCCUGGUCGGAGUUGGGGGUGCAAAAAGACCAGCUGCAGGCUUCUCUUGAGCCUGUUUGUGAGAAGCUCCGCCUCUUGGCGGAUCAGUGUGACUCGCCAGAGGCCGUGGACCUGGCAUUGCAAACUUUUGCUACUGCGACGGAGCGAGCUGUGGAUGUGACGCUGCGCCGUCAGCACCACUUGGAUCCAGUGAGAUGCCCCCACCGUUUCCUUGCCAAGGCUUAUCGCGGUCGGUGCCAGCCGCGCCGGUUGGUGAAGAGUGAACUUCCUAGCUUGGCCCGCCCGGACCGAGGAGGUGGCUACGACCCCGAUGUCGAGGUGACAUCUGUCCUUGGUCGUUUGCGUGUCCGGCAGGUUCGCCGUAUACAUACCUUCUGUAAGGGCCUUGUUAAAGCCAACGGCACCGGAGCACCGCUUUCCAGCGUCCAGCACCGGCAACUGUGCCAGGAAUGGGCCGCCAUUGGCCGAGCUGCAGGGUACGCGCCUUCCUUUCCACAGUGGGUACUGCAGGUUGCAUGUUUUCAUCACUUUCCGGAAUGCUUGCCCGACCUUGACUGGCUCCGUGAUCUGCUGCAGUAUGUCCGAUAUGAUCGCGAUGCUCUGGUACGACAACAGGCGCGUGCCAGAGCUGACAGCUUCAAGUACCAUGUCCAGUUGGACCAGACGGAUGGCCAUUCGCGAAAGGGUUAUGCGGCCCUUCGCCCUCCACCAAAGCCAGCCUUCGUUGAGGUCCCGGUGACCGUGACCUGUCCGGUUGUGGCCUCUGACAUUGCGUCCGAGGGUUGCCGUGCCUAUCGCUUGGAUAAACCCUGUGCUUUCCGCGCGGGUUCCCCAGCACAGCUUGGAGCAAGCGCUUGCCAGGUCAAAUCUGCAGAGGGGGCCGAAGUUGUGCUGCAGGGCUUGUGGCUACCUGCUGAGGGCCAGCUCAGCCAGACCAGUGUCGCGUGUACCGCGGAUGAGCUUCAUGAGGCUUUCGUUGCUUACUGGGGGCCAAUUUGGCAGCGUGAUGUUGCGCUUCCGCAUGAUGACCUGGCAGAUUGGCCUCGGUUUCGCGAUAUCUUGACUGACCUGAAUAUAAGCCUUCCCCCGCUUCAACUUCGCUCUUUUGCGCCGGAUUUGUGGCGACAGGCCAUACAGAAAAUGGCCAAUCGCAAGGCUACUGGGGUUUGUGGCUGGUCCCCAGCGGACCUGAAACUCCUACCUGAUUGUGCCCUGGAGGUCCUGAAUGCAAUCUUUCAUCAGGCGGUGACGUGUGGACUACCACCACACAUGCUGCAGACACGAGUUGGGGUGUUGUCUAAGGUUGAGCAGCCGUGCGGGAUGCAUCAGUCACGGCCCAUUGUCAUCUUCUCCUGUCUUUAUAGGGUUUGGGCGUCGGUCAUGGCAAAGCAAAUCUUGCGCCAAUGGGCCCCCCAUUUCCCGCGGGCGAUCGCUGGCUCCAUGCCCCAACGAGCAUGCCGAGAUGUCAGUUAUAGAGAACAAUGGCGCAUCGAGGCUUCCCUGUUGUCCUCUUCGCCUCUGCUUGGCCUCUCAAUUGAUAUCAUCAAGUGUUUCAACCAGAUAGGUUGGGCCCCGGCGGGUGCCGUACUCCGACAGUUGGGCGUCCCAGCUGAUGUUGCUGCAUUUUGGGUGGAUUGCCUCAGGCGGCACAGUCGCCGGACAGUGUUUUGUGGCAGCCUUUCAACUGAUCUUUCCUGCUACAAUGGAGCUCCGGAAGGAGAUCCCAUGAGCGUGGUGGUAAUGGCGGGCAUCUGCUAUGUAGCGGCUCAGGCCUGUGCCACGCCCCAAGUUGACUACGAAAGCUAUGUCGACAAUUGGUGCUGGCUGAGUGAGUCUCGUAAUCAGAUUGCCGCCGUGAUCCCGAAAGCGUUGUCCUUCCUGGACUGCCUCGCCCUGCCCAUUGACUUUACCAAAAGUUAUGUCUGGGCCACCAAAAGACCUGACCGCAAGUGGUGGCGGACUGAAGCCACUGCUUUGUUCCCGGAAGGGUGCCUGCCAAAGCUGGUCACUGAGGUCCGUGACUUGGGGGUUGCUUUUAAGUUUGACCGCCACGGGCACCGCCUAAGCCGAAACCACCGCCUGCAAGCGGGAUACGAUCGUCUGGAUCGGCUCCGCCAACAACCUCGUGCUGUCCUAAACAAGGCGCAACUGGUUCAGACGGCCGUCUGGCCGCAGUGCCUUUAUGGAUCCGAAGGUCAUUUGCACUCUCUUGCAGAACUUGCCAACUUGCGUGGAAAGGCUGCCAGGGCCAUUGUUGGACAAUACAAAAUCAUGAGUCCUCAUCUCGCGAUGGUUGCGCUUGCAGAGGUUGUGCAGGAUCCUUUUGUCUACUGCUUGGAGCGCCAGCUCAGUGCUUUCCGGCGGGCCUGCCUUUUUGACCCUGAGACUGCCCUUGAGGUUUUGCAAGUUGCUACAGCAGAACAAGGCCCUAGCCGCGCGCAGGGCCCGGCUACGGCUCUGCGGCUUUCUUUGGACCGCCUGGGUCUCACUUUGCAAGCUGAUACGUGUCUCAAGGGAUUAGAUAAUUCAAGGGUUCGGUUGGAUACUUGUUCCAUGCAGGAAGUGCGCGCAUUGUUGCAUCGCAGUUGGGCUCUCCAUGUGCAGGGCCUUGUGUCCCACCGUAACGGCCUGUCACAGGCUUCUCCAGUGUACUCCCCGCCAGUGGUGCGACUGCUGGCCAAGUUGACAGGCCCUGAACAGGCUGUGAUAAUGCGACAUGUCACAGGGUCCUUCUCGUCGGCAGCUGCCAAGCGGCUGUGGGCUGAUGACACGGAUGGUAGUUGCCCGCUGUGUGGUCAGCGUCAGACCAAGUACCACAAAGUUGUUGAGUGCCCUGCAUUGCAGGAGGUCAGAGCUGACUGGUUGCCCCAUUUGCGGCUGGUUUUGGAUAGGUGGCCUAGUUGGGUUCAUUGUCCUGUGACAACACUGCCGGAUGAUUUGGAGGUCCCGCAGCUGGUUUUUCACACGCGCAGACUUCCUGAACCUGUUGUCAACUUUGCUGUAUGGCCUCAGUUGCGUCGAAGGAAUUUCCUGCGCCUGUAUACAGAUGGCUCCUGUCGCCAUUCAGGGGUCAGCUUGGCGCACCAUGCAGGUUUUGCCGUGGUCUUGGACACCAGUGCUGACGAUGCAGUGGCACUGGAGCAGCUGCAACAGUGGCGAGAAAAAACAGUGGUGCCCACUGCUUUCACUGUCAUUGUCCAGGGCCUCGUCCCAGGGCACCAGACCAUUAACCGAGCGGAGUUGUGUGCGGUGUUACAAGCUAUACGGGCUGCAUGGACCGGCGGGUUUGUCGACUUGGAAAUCUGGACUGAUAGCCAGUACGUCCUCCAGUUGUGGCAGGCUGGCAGUGCGUCCCCGGGGGAUCCUAACUAUGACUUGAGUGUCCAGCUCCUGCACUGGAGGGCCCCCAGCAUCCGGCUGCGGAAAGUUGCAUCGCAUCAGAACCUUGAUACUCUGACUGGCAUGGCGCAAUGGCAUGCGGCCGGGAACCAUGUGGUUGACUUAGCUGCAAAGGCGGCGGUCCGCGCUGACUUGGACCUCGUGACCAAUAUACUGGAUGCGGCGGCGCAACAUGUUUCUAGCCAGACAGAUGUGCUACUUCUUUUCUGGCGGUAUCUGCUUGCGCUGUCCCUUGCAGAGAGUCGCCUUCUGCGACUUCAGCAGGCCCCGCCCUUGGGAUCCGAAGAAUUGCCGACUGCAGGACAGGAUGAUGAUGCCGGUGCACAGCAACAGCGACGCGGCCUUCAAAGCUGGCUUUGUUUGAACCAAGGGCAGUCCGCCGUGAGCAAUCUGCCUGACUUGAUGCGCCCUGUUAUGUUGGCCUGCUCAUGGCCGCCAUGGUUCACGGUUCCGUUGUGGAAGUGGCUGCGAGCCCUACGGUGGCAGUCGCUCCCACCACGAAGCCGGGCGCCUGAUGGUGUCACCUAUUUGGAGCUGCUCGUGGAUUUCGUGGUCUCGACAGGAGUGGUCCCGCCGGAGAGUCUUGAACAGGCAGUGUCGGUUUCAGUCCCCCAGACAACAUGGCCGCGACCGGUUACAACCAGAACAUGGACCCAUGUUUUGGUUGAAGCCGUUCGCCAGUUGGAACGUUUGAGUCGCUUGCAGAUAUGGGGCCCCAAGCGCAACAAGGUGUUCUCGCUUCGGCAUCUUCAGGUUGCUACUGCACGGCAUGGCUUACCCUGCCGUCCGAUUUUUCAGCAGCCACGUGUUGUGGGAGAUCUUUUGCAAGCCGUUCUUCGACAAGGGUCAACAACACCGUUGCAGCAGUAUGUUCGAUGGUAUACCGGCCCCUGGCACCACGAUUCUGCCAUUCAACAUGAUUGGCAGACUUUGACUACCGCCAAUCGUGCGGCUUUAGCUAAGGACCUGCGGAAGACCCGCAGGCUGUGA
Messenger RNA from Symbiodinium sp. CCMP2592, 9801 nucleotides. Lineage: Eukaryota; Dinophyceae; Suessiales; Symbiodiniaceae. The record is from the annotation of a GenBank genome assembly.